GAAUUGAACGACCCCACCCAUAGUAUAAAACCAUCUAACCCUAACUGACCUCAUCAAACCCUUAUAUAUUAAGUCUUCUAGCCCCGACCAACUACUGUACUGGGGUACGCGGUACAAUCCAAUCCAGGCAACCGUCAGGCGACCAGGCACCAAUGGAGCUGACCGACAGUGCAAGCUCAACUCAACUGGCAUGACUCAGCUCAGCUCAGCUCAGCCCAGCAUGGCUUGAGGACAAGCUCGAGCCUAGUUCGAGGAUGAACUCGAAAUCUAGCUCGAGGACAAGUUCGAGUCUAGCUAUGACAAAAGGAUGGGGCCAGGAGACGAUUGGGACAGGGGUGCCAAGGGGGAAGGAGAUAGAGGGAUAUAAGAGAGAGGGGUCAUGGCUGAUAGGAGAAGAGAUAUCGAACUCCGUCUGCUUUGCUUUGUCUGCUUGCUUUGUCUGCUUCGCUUCACUUCGCGUUGUCUGCUUUGCUUUACAUACUUUAUUCUACUCGCUUCGGUUUUAUAAAUUAUAUCUUGCUCGCCUAAUACGACCAACCACUUAUACCUAUCUCAUCCACUCAACUGAUUCCUCACUCUGAAGCCCUUAAACCUCAGGAUAUCCCUAUGUCCUACUACGGAGCGGCCUUGACAACAAGUGUCCUGAGCUC
This is a messenger RNA of Verruconis gallopava, 650 nucleotides long. RefSeq lists its product as uncharacterized. The coding region runs from base 255 to 581 and encodes 108 amino acids. The transcript has a single exon. The record is from RefSeq and is a predicted model, not a curated record. NCBI's taxonomy places the organism in Eukaryota, Fungi, Ascomycota, Dothideomycetes, Venturiales, Sympoventuriaceae.